AUGUCGGGAAAUGUAAUCCCCAGAAGUAUACUACAAGUUGUCGGUACGAACGGAAUUGGAAGAUACGUGCCGCAGCUGCAACGAAUAACGAUCAAAUUCUGUAAGUCUCGGUCGGAUUCUAAAGGUGUCAGGGACUAUAUCGAGGGAUACUUGGUUGAUUUCGCUCGGAGAAAUCCCGCGACUGUUGUUUAUGUAAAGCCUCGUCGACACAGGCCGCCGCUGCUUGUAGCUGAGUAUCUGUGCGGAAACUGGCAAUACGUAAAAGCUUCUCAAAUGGAAUGUGAAGAGAUUCAUAAUUGGAUGGAAUUUUUGCGAAAUCGUUCGGGGUUGGAUAUCAUGCCGAUUUACAAGACUUGGUCCACCAAGUCACCGUCAAUACAGGGCAUGUGGCACCCAUUUAAUUCGGAGUCUGAAACAGAUUGUUUACUCAGUCCAGAAGAAAUCAAGCAAAACCUCCACAUCCUAUCUGAACCUGUGCGUAUUGAUGGGCUCACCGCCGAGGACCGCCUCUUGGACCUUGCAGAGAAACAACAACUUAGAGUUGACAACUA
This is a messenger RNA of Opisthorchis viverrini, 551 nucleotides long. RefSeq lists its product as hypothetical. Gene Ontology annotation, cellular component: mitochondrial large ribosomal subunit. Gene Ontology annotation, biological process: mitochondrial translation. Gene Ontology annotation, molecular function: structural constituent of ribosome. The annotation marks the transcript as partial. The transcript has 3 exons. Lineage: Eukaryota; Metazoa; Platyhelminthes; Trematoda; Opisthorchiida; Opisthorchiidae. The record is from RefSeq and is a predicted model, not a curated record.